Panicum virgatum (switchgrass) is the source of this 3051-nucleotide messenger RNA. Its product is annotated as ent-kaur-16-ene synthase, chloroplastic-like. The transcript has 14 exons. Lineage: Eukaryota; Viridiplantae; Streptophyta; Magnoliopsida; Poales; Poaceae. Gene Ontology annotation, biological process: diterpenoid biosynthetic process. The record is from RefSeq and is a predicted model, not a curated record. Gene Ontology annotation, molecular function: magnesium ion binding; terpene synthase activity. Bases 338 to 2764 code for a protein of 808 amino acids.
CUGCCUCGCUUUCCUCUUUCUGCUUUCCUCUUUCUUCCUCCGAUUCGAUUUCUCCCCCCGCCUUCCUCCUCUCGCGCCCGCACUCCUACCUUCCUUUCGACGGUCUCACUACGGGUUCGGCGCCUGCCGCCGGAGCCUUGUCUCCUCGACAGGUGAUUUCCUCGUUUGCCCGUGGCUAACCCCUGCCUUUUCUUGAUUCUUUUUCUUCAGGAGAUGCGAGAGAUCAAGUUGAAACCUUUAGGAUUUGCUCGCUGUCUGGCGCCCUACUAAUGCAAUCCGUUCAUCAGGCCCUUCUUCAGUGUGCAAGAUUUCUCUGGUGAGGUUUCACCGCGCCACAAUGCCCCGCGUUACGGCCGCCGCCCCAGCCAGCUGCUCACCGCGCGGGGUGAUUCCGCUGCGAUCGAGCCGAGCGUCUUGUGACUCUCGUCCUUGUGCCGCUGGAGCAUAUGCUGGCAAGAGGUUGAUAGCAGAAAAUACAAGGGUGCAAAACGUGCGUAGGAUGGAACUGGAGACUAGAAUAAGGAAUCAGCUCCUGAGACCCGAAUUGCCACCUUCUUCAUAUGACACGGCAUGGGUUUCUAUGGUGCCCUUGCGGGGUUCUCAUCAGUCUCCAUGCUUCCCACAAUGUGUUGAGUGGAUAUUGCAGAACCAACAGGAUGAUGGAUCUUGGGGUGUCAACCCAUUUGACUCAUCAGUCAACAAGGAUGUUCUUUUAUCCACUUUGGCAUGCGUCCUUGCAUUAAAGAGAUGGAAUGUUGGCAGGGAGAACAUCUGGAGAGGACUGCAUUUCAUUGGAAGAAAUUUUUCUGUCGCUAUGGAUAAGCAGACCACUGCUCCUAUAGGUUUCAACAUCACUUUUGCAACUAUGCUUAGCCUCGCCAUCGAUAUGGGUUUAGAAUUUCCUUUAAGGCAAACUGAUGUCCAUGGGAUUCUUCACCUCCGUGAGAUGGAAUUGAAAAGACAGGCCGUGUACGGUUCUUGUGGAAGAAAAGCAUAUAUGGCUUAUAUCGCAGAGGGGUUAGGAAACAUGAUGGACUGGGAUGAAGUUAUGAAGUUCCAGAGGGAAAAUGGAUCAUUGUUCUGCUGCCCUUCCACAACUGCAGGUGUAUUAAUCCGCAAAUACAAUGAUCAAGCCCAUCAAUACCUAAAUUCACUUGUCAGUGAAUUUGGUAGUGCAGUGCCAGCAGUGUAUCCUUCAAAACUACAUUGCCAGCUCUUAAUGGUGGAUGCACUUGAAAGAAUGGGAAUUUCCCAGCACUUUGUCAAUGAAAUAAAAAACAUCCUGGACAUGGCAUUCAGUCACUGGUUACAGAAAGACGAGGAAAUCAUGAUGGACAUAGCGACAUGCGCGAUGGCAUUUCGCCUUUUAAGGAUGAAUGGUUAUGAUGUUUCCUCAGAUGAGCUGUCUCAUGUUGCUGAAGCCUCCACUUUCUCUGAUUCACUUCAAGGAUAUUUAAAUGAUACAAAAUCCCUACUGGAAUUGUACAAGGCUUCAAAAGUCAGCUUAUCAGGAAAUGAUUCAAGCUUAGAUUGUGUGGGAUUAUGGACUGGCAACUUAUUGAAGGAUAAGUUGUGCUCCAGUACGCUGCAAAAAACUCCGAUUUUUGGAGAGAUUGAGUAUGCUCUUAAGUUUCCCUUCCAUGCGACACUGGAGCGUUUAGAACACAAGAGAAACAUUGAAUAUUUUGAUGCUUGGGGUUCUCUGAUGCUAACGACAAAAUGCUCGUCUUUUCAUGUUAAUCAAGAAUUCCUAGCUUUGGCUGUCAAAGAUUUCAGUUUCUCUCAAUCUGUUUACCAGGAUGAACUUCAGCAUCUUGAUAGCAGUUGGGUGAAGGAGAACAAGCUGGACCAACUACAAUUUGCUCGGCAGAAAUUAACAUAUUGCUAUCUGUCUGCUGCUGCUACCAUAUUCCCUUCUGAAUUGUCUGAUGCUCGCAUUUCAUGGGCCAAAAAUGGUGUGCUCACAACAGUGGUUGAUGACUUCUUUGAUGUUGGGGGAUCAAAAGAGGAACUAGAAAACCUGAUAGAAUUAGUUGAGAAAUGGCAUGAGCACCAUGCAGAUAAGUACUACUCAGAGCAAGUAAGAACAGUAUUUUCUGCUAUUUAUGCAACAACGAACCAGCUUGGAGCAAAGGCUUCUGCAGCACAAGGCCGUGAUGUUACAAAACACCUAGCAGAAAUUUGGCUAGAUCUGUUGAGGUCUAUGAUGAUGGAAGCAGAAUGGCAGAGAAGCCAACAUGUACCAACAGUUGAAGAAUACAUGACAAAUGCUGUUGUCUCAUUUGCACUGGGCCCCAUUGUACUCCCAGCAUUGUAUUUUGUCGGGGAAGAGCUCUUAGAGCAUGCUGUCAAAGAUCAAGAGUAUGAAAAAUUAUUUAGGCUAAUGAGCACUUGUGGCCGGCUCCUUAAUGACAGCAAAGGCUUUGAGAGAGAAGGCAGCCAGGGGAAGCUGAAUAGCAUUUCGCUACUUGUUCUUCACAGUGGCAAUUCUAUGUCCACAGAAGCAGCUAAGAAGGUGAUACAAAAGUCCAUAGACAAGUCUAGGAGGGACUUGCUAAGAUUGGUUCUCAGGAAAGAAAGUGUUGUCCCUAGGCCAUGCAAGGAGCUCUUCUGGAAGAUGUGCAAGAUUCUUCACUUGUUCUACUUUCAGACCGAUGGAUUCAGCUCUCCAAAGGAAAUGGUCGGUGCAGUGAACGCAGUCAUCAACGAGCCACUCAAAAUCCAAAUGAGUGAUGCAUCCUUGUUCAUUUCAUCAGAAAAAUGAGGAUCUCCUGUAGUCUGUCAUGUUCAUAUCAAUCACAAUCAGAGGCAGCAGCAGGCCAAACAGCUAGUAUCAUACAGUUUAAUUUGGCUGAUGUAGUGAUGAACAAUGUAGGUGUUGUACAUGACCCUUUUCCAAAAAAAAAAUUGUGUUGUACAUGGAUCAUGGUCAUAGGAAGAACUGUAACUCUCUGCUAGUGAAAUUUCGUUGCCCUCUUACGCAAAAUUUGUCAAGAACUUGCAGUAUUCUUUGAGUUUCUGACCAAUUCCAAUACCCUAUUCGUGGUCUUA